This is a messenger RNA of Stegastes partitus (bicolor damselfish), 1632 nucleotides long. Its product is annotated as dihydropyrimidinase-related protein 2-like. Lineage: Eukaryota; Metazoa; Chordata; Actinopteri; Pomacentridae. The record is from RefSeq and is a predicted model, not a curated record. Gene Ontology annotation, cellular component: cytosol; cytoplasm. Gene Ontology annotation, molecular function: hydrolase activity, acting on carbon-nitrogen (but not peptide) bonds, in cyclic amides. The transcript has 13 exons.
AUGUCCUUCCAAAACAAGAAGAGCAGCACGAGACCCGCGGGCGACCGGCUGAUCAUCAAAGGAGGAAAGGUGGUCAAUGACGACCAGUCGUUCUAUGCCGACGUCUACGUUGAGGACGGGACCAUCAAACAGAUCGGCGAGAACCUGAUCGUCCCGCCCGGCGUGAAGACCGUGGACGCCUACGGUCAGCUGGUGAUCCCCGGAGGGAUCGACGCCAACACCAGCCUGCACGCGCCGCAGAAAGGCCUGAACCCGGCCGACGACUUCUACCAGGGAACCAGAGCCGCCCUGUCCGGAGGAACCACCACCAUCAUGGACCACGUGCUGGUAGAGCCGGGGACUAGUUUACUGUCAGCGUUCGAUCUGUGGAAGGAGACGGCAGAGCAGAGGGCGUGCUGCGACUUCUCCCUCCACCUGGACAUCACCCGCUGGCACGACGGGCUGUACGAGGAGCUGGAGACGCUGGUCAAAGAUAAAGGUGUGAACUCCUUCCUCUUCUUCAUGGCCUACAAAGACAAGUUCCAGAGCUCCGACUCUCAGCUCUACGAGGCGUUCGGGGUUCUUCGGGAUCUCGGUGCCAUCGCACAGGUCCAUGCUGAGAACGGUGACAUCAUUGAUGAGGCACUGGAACAAGAGAGGAUGUUUUCCACAGCACUGUCAUCAGUAGCAUCCUGCCCUGAGCGCUACACCUCAGUCUAACAAACUGAUGCCCUUCUGUCCUCAGGUAUGGUGGUGUAUGGGGAACCAAUCACAGCCAGUCUGGCUACUGACGGCUCUCACUAUUGGUCCAAAGACUGGGCCACAGCUGCUGCCUUCGUCAUGAGCCCGCCCCUCAACCCGGACCCUUCAACUCCGCAGUAUCUGACAUCCCUGUUGGCAUGUGGGGACCUCCAGGUGACCUCCAGUGCUCAGGCCAGCUUCUCCACAGCUCAGAAAGCUGUUGGUAAAGAUGACUUCACUUUGAUCCCAGAGGGAACCAACGGCAUCGAGGAGAGGAUGUCGGUGGUCUGGGACAGAGCUGUGUCGACGGGAAAGAUGGAUGAGAAUGAGUUUGUUGCAGUGACGAGCACCAACGCUGCAAAACUCUUCAACAUUUACCCUCGUAAAGGAAGGAUCGCUGUUGGAUCGGAUGCGGACAUCGUUAUCUGGAACCCGAAGGAAACACGAACUGUUUCUGCAAAGACUCACAACCUGACGGUGGAGGUCAACAUCCUGGAGGGUUUUGAGCUUCGAGGCGUCGCAUCGCUGGUGAUCAGUGGCGGCAGAGUCGUCCUGGAAGACGGAAAACUGAACGUCACCGAUGGUUCUGGACGCUUUAUCCCCAGAAAGGCGUUUCCAGACACCGUCUACAAGAGGAUCAAAGCCCGUAGCAAGAUGGCCGAGGCUCGCGGCGUCCCCCGUGGAAACUAUGAUGGUCCGGUCCAUGAUGUCAUCAGUAUGACCCAAUCGGUCCCGCCCACUCCGACCACCAGGGGGCCCUCCUGUCCAAAAGCCCAGACUGGUCCCCGAAACCUUCACCAGUCAGGUUUCACCCUGGCAGGAGCUCAGAUCGAUGACCACAUCCCUCGCCGCUCAGCUCAGAGGAUCGUGGCGCCUCCCGGUGGUCGGUCCAACAUCACGUCUUUAUCAUAA